AUGGCUUCCAAGCAGGUGCUCGUCGCCGUGGUCGCCACGGCCGCCCUCGCCGUGGCGUUCCUCCCGGGGCUCGCCGUCGCCACGGAGUACGUGGUCGGCGACGACAAGGGCUGGACCCUCGAUUUCAACUACACGGCCUGGACCGAGACAAAGCAGUUUGUCGUCGGCGACACGCUAGGUAAUGACAUACCUCCAUUAAUCCAUUCCGUCCACGCCGUACGCUUGAUCGCUCCAUUUUCUCUGCGACGCAAGGCUAAUUUCGUGCUAACUAUAUUGAUCGCAGUGUUCGAGUACAACAGCGGCGCCCACAAUGUGGUGGAGGUGGGCGGGCCGGACUUCCUCUCGUGCACCAAGCCGGCCAAUGCCGUCGUCUGGAACUCCGGCGAGGACCGUGUCACGCUCGACAAGGCCGGACGCAGGUGGUUCUUCUGCGCCGUCGGCCAGCAUUGCCAGAACGGCAUGAAGCUCAAGAUCACCGUCCUUGAGACCGCUGCACCAACUCCCCAGCCGGCCCCGGCCCCGUUCGCAUAA
This is a messenger RNA of Triticum aestivum (bread wheat), 531 nucleotides long. Its product is annotated as blue copper protein 1a-like. Gene Ontology annotation, molecular function: electron transfer activity. The record is from RefSeq and is a predicted model, not a curated record. The transcript has a single exon. NCBI's taxonomy places the organism in Eukaryota, Viridiplantae, Streptophyta, Magnoliopsida, Poales, Poaceae. The coding region runs from base 1 to 531 and encodes 176 amino acids. Gene Ontology annotation, cellular component: plasma membrane.